AAGGAAGGGUCUGGGUGCCUUUUUUUUUAUUUUAAUCCUACAUAACCUCCUCCUCCUCCCUCUGUCCUCAUGGCCAAGUUGGAGGAGUCCGAUCCUCUCCUCAAACACAUCGACGGCGCCAGCCAGGAUCCGGCCUCCCCUCCUGUGCCCCAGGCGGAGGCGCAACGAGCUCCACCACCUGCGCCUCAAGUGACGGCUCCCUCCGUCCCCACGAAGGGGCACGCCCAAUGGGCCGCCGAGGCACUCCCUGUCCCGCACGGGAGCGUCAUCGGCGAGCCCGUACCCCGCGCCCAGUGGAGCUCCGGCCUGUUUGACUGCCUCGGUCGGAACGAUGAGUUCUGCAGCAGCGAUCUUGAAGUUUGUCUUCUAGGAACCUUUGCUCCGUGUGUGCUGUAUGGAAGUAAUAUGGAGAGACUUGGAGAAGUUCCUGGCUCCUUUGCAGAGAAUUGCUUCCCUUAUACUAGUCUUUUUUUGGCUGGGAAUUGCCUCUUUGGUUGGAAUUGCCUUGCGCCAUGGCUGUCUCAUCGUAGCCGAACCGCCAUCCGUCAUAGAUUCAACCUUGAGGGAGAGUUUGAGGCAUUCUCAAAAUCUUGUGGAGGUUGCAAUCUACUGAAUGAGGAUAAGCAGAGGUUCGAGACAUUUGAACAAGUUUGUGACUUUGCCACACAUUUGUCAUGUCAUGUAUGCUCCCUUUGCCAAGAAGGUCGUGAGCUGCGCCGAAGGUUGCCCCAUCCAGGAUUCAAUCUGCAACCAGUAAUAGUUAUGAUGCCGCCGAUGGAACAAAACAUGGUUCGCCAAGAAUGACAUUCAUAUCAUAGUACAAUCUUGCUGAUGGGAGCAAUUGCUUAGUGAAUUGAAGAUGUCACUAAGGAUUUUAAACCAAGACACUGAUACUUUUACAUAUUUGUGCAUUAUCUGUCUCCUCGCCUUGUCAUUUUCAGUGUGGUUGAUCUAAGUCGGUGUGAACAAAUUCAGUUUCCUGGUAAAACGAUCCUAAAGCCCUUCAGCUUUAUUUAACCAUCUGUAUAUUCUCGCAGCAUCUAUUGUUGUUACUUUUA
Messenger RNA from Zingiber officinale, 1058 nucleotides. Its product is annotated as cell number regulator 8-like. The coding region runs from base 70 to 804 and encodes 244 amino acids. The transcript has 3 exons. NCBI's taxonomy places the organism in Eukaryota, Viridiplantae, Streptophyta, Magnoliopsida, Zingiberales, Zingiberaceae. The record is from RefSeq and is a predicted model, not a curated record.